Molecule: messenger RNA, 237 nt
Organism: Pieris macdunnoughi
Lineage: Eukaryota; Metazoa; Arthropoda; Insecta; Lepidoptera; Pieridae
Source: the annotation of a GenBank genome assembly
AUGCCUUACUCGAUGCCUAUAAAGAAAAAUAAAUCAUCAUUGAUACAGAAUCCUGAGGCCAAGAUCAAGGGUUACAGCACCACUGGUUAUUUUACUCUCAACGCUGCGGCAGAAUUGAACCGGAUAAAACCGCAGGGUGUGGACCUUGCGGCGGUUGCUGUGGAGGAUGCUGCGGCCCUUGCUGCCCAUGCAUCACUAUAUACACGUGCUGUACGAAGAUUUGUUAAAGCAGUAUGA